Owenia fusiformis is the source of this 696-nucleotide messenger RNA. Lineage: Eukaryota; Metazoa; Annelida; Polychaeta; Sabellida; Oweniidae. The record is from the annotation of a GenBank genome assembly.
AUGGACAACAGUAAGUCAAAUGAGGAAGAUGAUCCGAAAGAAAGUUGGUUUUUCGCCAUAUUUUGGACCACCCUACUCCAGACUCUAUUUCCCUCUAGAAAUAUAUCUGAACUGGUAAUAUGUGAUACAAUUGGACCAAUACUCGCAGCUAGAGUGUAUUUCCCGGAAGGUACGCCCUGUGGUAUGUAUAAAUACCCCGUAUCGGGAGUAUAUCAGAUGUCGAAGGAGUUAAAUAAAUACAUAAGUCCAAGUAUACCUAUACCACCCAAAAACUAUAUUAUCUUAAUAAAAAGGACCAAACAUAGAAUUUUAGUUCAGCACGACGAAAUAGCUUCAUUUCUCAAUGAUAUUGCGAAACAGAACGAUAUGGAACUUUUCAUUUACGCAGACGACAACCUUCCAUCAUUCUCUGACACGAGAAAAUUGUUCCACCAAGCCAGACUCGUGGUUGCACCACAUGGAGCUGGACUAGCGAACACUUUGUUUUCUACUCCGGGUUUGUUUGUGAUUGAGAUAGUGUGUAACCAUCCUCAUCUGAAUUUAUGCUACAGAGAGUUAGCAAUUUCCCUCGGUCAUCAUUAUCAUGGUGUAUCCUCGCAGUUCGGUUGUGAAUCUACACUGAACGUCGAUGUCAACGAAGUAAAAGAAGCCAUUCAGUUCUAUAUAAAACAUAUUGUUAAAAAGACGAAAUCAUGA